CGGCGCCAAGCCUGGCAAGAAGACCCGCGGUCGCGUCAAGAUCAAGAUGGAAUUUAUCGACAACAAGCUGCGGCGCUACACCACGUUCAGCAAGAGGAAGACGGGCAUUAUGAAGAAGGCCUAUGAACUUUCUACCCUUACGGGCACUCAAGUGUUGCUACUUGUGGCCAGUGAGACAGGCCACGUCUACACUUUUGCCACGCGAAAGCUGCAGCCGAUGAUCACCAGCGAGACGGGGAAGGCGCUGAUCCAGACAUGCUUGAAUUCUCCUGACUCCCCUCCUCGGUCGGACCCAACCAGCGAUCAGCGCAUGAGUGCUACGGGCUUUGAGGAAACAGACCUUACGUAUCAGGUGUCUGAGUCAGACAGCAGUGGAGAAACAAAGGACUCACUGAAGCCAGCAUUCACUGUCACCAACCUCCCAGGGACAACGUCCACCAUCCAGACAGCACCCACGACAUCCACAUCCAUGCAGGUCAGCAGUGGGCCCUCGUUCCCCAUUACUAACUACUUAGCACCAGUCUCCGCCAGUGUCAGCCCCAAUGCAGUCACCAGUGCCAACGGGACAGUGCUGAAAACCACUGGAACCAGCGCAGUGGCCUCUGGAGGACUAAUGCAGAUACCUACCGGCUUUACCCUCAUGUCAGGUGGUGCAGUGGCUCAACAAGUUCCUGUGCAAGCCAUCCAGGUGCAUCAGGCCCCCCAACAGACGUCUCCCACAAGUGACAGCAGCACUGACCUCACACAGACCUCUUCCAGUGGGACAGUGACCCUGCCGGCUACAAUCAUGACUUCAUCUGUGCCAACCACCGUGGGAGGCCACAUGAUGUACCCCAGUUCUCAUGCAGUGAUGUAUGCUCCUACGUCAGGCCUCACGGACGGUGGGCUUGCGGUUCUCAAUGCCUUCUCCCAGGCCCCAUCAGCAAUGCAGGUUUCACACGGGCAGGUCCAGGAUCAGGGUGGAGUCCCUCAGGUAUUCCUGACAGCUCCGUCAGGAACGGUUCAGAUCCCAGUCUCAGCUGUUCAGCUUCACCAGAUGGCUGUUAUUGGCCAGCAGUCCAGCAGCACUGCCAACUUGACAGAGCUGCAGGUAGUCAACUUGGAGACAUCACAUAGUUCCAAGAGUGACUGAGCAACUCUGGGAGGGGCCUGGCGAGGGGAGGGGAAGAAGUGUGUAUCCAGCACCCCGACAUGAAGCAGCAGCAGCAGCAGCAGCAGCAGCCACCGCCUCCAGCUUUAUGCUGCAUCUGGUCCUGGAUCUAUGGCACUCCUCAAACUGCACGAGGAUCUCGGCAGUCCCUAUUUUUGUAUGGACUCCAUCACUUAUUUAUUGUUGCCUUUUACACGUUUUCUUCUCACACUUUACACUGACACCCCCACACACAAACGCACCCACAGAAGUACAUAGAUGCAUAUUAAAAGUGGCUGCAAGGCCAGCAGCAGGAAGCUGAGCCUGGGCUGUAGGGGGACUUUGUUACAUUUGAACACUGCAUUUACUGUUCUUUUUGUUUGUUGUUUUGUUUUCCUCCUUGUUCCAGCCAAAGAAACUUUCUCUCGUGAGUGGGAGAAUUUGAUUUGCCAUGUAUAAAACUUUCCCUCUGUUUUCAGUGCCAGGGAGGGAGUUUUUUUCUCUCUCUGCCAUGCUGCCUCUGAUAUGUAAGAAUGUCCACGAAUGUCCCUAGUUUGUAGCCUCUGGGCAGAGCAAUUGAGGCUGUGGGAAGAAGCUGCAGUCCAGAAGAGUGUGAAGCUGUUUUGAAAAAGGUAGUCUCGUUUCAGUCAUAGGCCUGAUAUCCUUAAAAAUACACACACACACACACACACACACACACACACACAAUGCUGGGACAGUCACCUCUCUUUCCUCUCCCCUAUUCCAGUUCAGGUCACCUCUUGGCUGCAGCUUUGUGCCUUCAAGCAAUCCAUGAUGCAUUGUGGGUUGGCUUGCCUUUAUUCUUGGCUGGCAAAGAGAGGGUUCUUCCUGUUGGCAUUCCAACUGGGGCUGUCAGACAUUGGGCAAGAAGAGGGCAGGAAGCUGAGCAUCUUGGACUUCUUUUUAUCCUUAAAGUGUUCCUCCCUCGGAAUCUCUUUUUGUUGGAUAGGAACUGACUUGGAGCAGUGUCUUGCCCAUUUAGUCUGGCUGUAUAUGCAUCUUACAGCCAAAAAAAGAAUUGUUUACCCAUCUCCCUCUUUUCUUGGAAAUGUACUCAGCAACUCAUAAGCCCAAUGGCAGACUUCGCUUUGGUGAUGCUUGAGUUUUGCUGAUUUUUUCUUCCUGAGGAGGAAGAGCUACAGUCAUGCUAUUAUUAAUAUUAUAUUUUAAUUUUGGAAGGUAUAAAGCAGCCUUCCCCAACUGGUGCUCCCCAAGAUGUUUUGGGUUCCAAACUCCAUAUCCACUAGCUUUUGGCAAUGCUGGGAAUUGUCGACUAAAAAAUUGGAAAAGGACUAGGUUGAUGAAGGCUAGUGCUAAGGAAUGAAGUUGGAAACAAAUAAGGGUCUUUUAAGAAAAAAGUAUUUAAACUUGACUCAGCAGGCCUUCCCAAGGCAACUGCAUCCACGAAUGAAACAUCACCAGUCUGGGAUGCAAUAACGUAAGAUAGCCUAUGACAUUUUUUGCUUCUCAAAUAGCCCUGGGAAUGAGAUGGUAUGUUGCUCCACCAUCAUCAGGAAAGGAAGCAUCUUUGGCCUGCACCUGCGAGACCUUGCCAUCUCAGAGUUCCUAGCCUGAGACUGGGUAGAUGGGAUGGGGCAAGCUUAAUCAUAGAGCAUUUAUGGUAAAGGCUUUUCCCAUGUCUUUGUGAAGCCACUGCUGUGUCCACGUUCUUUAGAGAAUGUUUUAUGAUGCUUCAAACAGAAAGUUCUGGAAUGAACAAAAGUAACACUUUUAAAGGGGAAGUUGCAGGACUGCUAGUCUGUAAUGGAGAAUGGGAGGAGAUGCAGGAUAAGAGGAAGGGCUGUGUCAUUGGAUCAUUUGCUUGCACACAAUCAUGCAUUUCAUUCAGCCCAGAGCAGGUCAGUGGUUCUUAUAACCCCCCCUCUCCCAAAAAGGGCCAGCUUUGGAUUAAGGAGGCUGCAGACUUUUAGAGAAAGAAAGCAGCUACUGUAACUCCUUUCUUUCUUUCUUUUUUAAUUAAAAGACAAAAGAAGCCUUGAAAAAAAAAAGACUUUAUUUUUCUAAGUGUUAAACUCAGUAUUUAUGUAAUUCUUAAAGGAAUUAAAGUCUGGCUCCUGUACAGUUUUCAUGGGGUUUGUAGUUUGGGGUGGGGGGAAAUGGGCCAUGGGGCAGGGAUGAAAAAAGGAGAAGAAAGGGGCCUUUUUAAUUUGUAUUGUAAUAUUCUGAAAUUGUUUCCAUGAACAUUAGCGUUUAAACUCGUCUCUGUCUCUAGCACUUGAGUCACAUUUUGGUGGAAAGGUUGCACCAGUGGGGAGGGGAGGGCAGGGCUUAUACUAGACGUGCAAGAGCCACAGCAGCUGCAUCAGCAUUCCCUUUGUAGUGCCAGAGUCACACUCAGAAUAGGUGGAACCAAAUGUUUAGGCCUUUGUCUGGUCUUGGGGCAGAAUGGAGGUCUUUAGCUGCAUGCGCUCAAGGCAUCCAUUUGCCAUCUAAAGUGGGCCAUGCCCGUUCCACUUUGGGGUGCAGACAUCAAUAUACCACACAAAUCCUGGGGUGGCCAUCAACCCAAACAACUUGUGUACUACUUUCCUUUCCUUUUGUUUGCAACUUCAGCUCAGAUGGCUACAUUAUGGAAAGGAAGCCCAUGCUCCCUCAAAUCUGGCGUAUAUUUAAUUCAAAGAGAAAGUUAGGGUAAUUUGUUUAAAACCUUCCCUGAUGGGUUACUUUUAGAGUAUUUUUUGUUUUAAAUGUCAGAAAACAUUGAAAGGUGUAUUUCCCCAACUAGUUGCAGUCUGAAAGGAUAUGGUCUAUACAGUUCUUUUGCUUUAAAUGUAUAUCGCAACCAAUCUGCAUUUACUGGUAUCUCUCUGGCACUAACUUCAGUAUUGAAGUUUCCAAAAGUGGUGCAAAAGCAUCUCCUUGUUUUAACCCUCAUUCCCUUUUAGGGUUAAAUGCAGAUCUUUUUUUAUCUAAGCUGGUGAUGGUCUAUGUCAUGAGACUUUUACUACCCCUCUUCAUCUCUUCAUUAGAGCAAUGACAUGAAAAAGAAAGGCAGUCAUGGCAGGUAGAAAAUUACUCUCCCCAGACUCCUGCCCCAGAACUUCAUGGCAAAAAGAUUGCUUAGUUAGCUGUCUUCUUCCAUUUCAGCAAUAAUGGAAAAAAAUAAUUAUUUAUAUUCAAUAUUGUUUGUUCACUGAUGAAUACAUUUGUCAGCAGAAUAAAUCCUUAACAACCCUCUGUUUUCUCCCCAGUUCUGAUAUGGAGGAUUGAAGGAUUUGUCAUGCAAAUGGAACUUUACCAAUGCAUGGGUAGCUGUUCUUCUGUAUGUAGAUUUUUUCUCCAAGAGGGAAUUUCUCAACUAUUACUAAGAAGUUGCUUGAGAUAAAGGCACAUCUGCAGAACAGUAAUUUUCAAAUCAUGUUGCUAAUUCAAAAAUCCUCUGCUAAAAUAGAGACGAGGCUAAACUCAAGAAUAGUUCCUAUUUUUCUGAUUUUGCAUUCUGUACUAAUUUUCUGAUUGGGGGUUCUAUACUUGAUGCUCAUCCUUCACCUCAAGGAAGUUCUCCCUCCUACAAGAAAAGCACCUGCAGGUUAAACGCUAAUGUUGCAUGUGAUUAAAGUGUUGAAUUGUAAGAACACUUAUCAGGGAUGAAAUGGCAUUUAUUGUGUGGUGACAUUUUUAGUUCACUUUACAGAUUGUUUUUGGAUUUUUUGUGUGUGUGCGCGUAUGUGUGUGUGUGUGAGUGGCUGUGUGUGUGGUUUGUUAAUUUCCAGGGUUGUGUUUCUGGAAGGAUGUGACAGUAAUCGCAGUACUAUGUACAGAGCUUUCUUUUGUAUUAAAAAAAUAAUCUUUCAAUAAAUGUAUCAUUUUGU
This is a messenger RNA of Python bivittatus (Burmese python), 4983 nucleotides long. It is a transcript of the gene SRF, whose product is annotated as serum response factor. The record is from RefSeq and is a predicted model, not a curated record. Gene Ontology annotation, biological process: positive regulation of transcription by RNA polymerase II. Gene Ontology annotation, molecular function: DNA-binding transcription factor activity, RNA polymerase II-specific; protein dimerization activity; cis-regulatory region sequence-specific DNA binding. NCBI's taxonomy places the organism in Eukaryota, Metazoa, Chordata, Lepidosauria, Squamata, Pythonidae.